Brenthis ino (lesser marbled fritillary) is the source of this 387-nucleotide messenger RNA. The record is from the annotation of a GenBank genome assembly. NCBI's taxonomy places the organism in Eukaryota, Metazoa, Arthropoda, Insecta, Lepidoptera, Nymphalidae.
AUGUUAUUGCGGAUUUCAGACAAUAUCCGCAACAUCGGUCUGGCUUCUGGCACCAACGCCUUGGUUGGAGCGAAUGCGGUCGCUGCCGGCUACGGAUUGACUGCUGAUUCUGGUGGUAGCAUUGGUCGUCUACGUCAUGUUACUCUCCAAGUGAUCUCGAAUGCAGAUUGCGCGCGCGUUUAUGGUUCGACCAUCGUUGCAUCCACCAUUUGCACCAGCAGUGCUAGCGACCGCAACGUCUGCCAAGGCGACUCGGGCGGCUCUCUCGUCGCAGGCGGACACUUGAUCGGAGUUACGUCAUUCGUCGCUCAACGUGGAUGCCAGGCUGGUUUUCCCGCCGGCUUCGCACGUGUCAGCUCCUUCAACUCAUGGAUUCAGGCUCGUCUU